Hypanus sabinus (Atlantic stingray) is the source of this 4968-nucleotide messenger RNA. RefSeq names its product zinc finger protein 721-like. The coding region runs from base 395 to 3976 and encodes 1193 amino acids. Lineage: Eukaryota; Metazoa; Chordata; Chondrichthyes; Myliobatiformes; Dasyatidae. The record is from RefSeq and is a predicted model, not a curated record. The transcript has 7 exons. Gene Ontology annotation, biological process: regulation of cytokine production; negative regulation of transcription by RNA polymerase II; regulation of immune system process.
CCGCCCCGCCGCCGGGGGCGGCUGCUUGCUCCCGAGCGCCGUCCGCCGAGCGCGCGCCAGGGCGGCUGACUUGGGCGGACGUGCGCCCACACCGCCGAGCAUGCGCAGUGUCAUCGGAGCGACCGACGUUACGUGGCUCGGAGAGGGCUGGCUGAUCAGAUAGAGCAGUUUCUGAAGCCCCGAUGACUUGUGGGAUGAGUAUCCGCCAUCCGCCCAAGCUUUUUGUCACAGCCUACGCCGUUUGCCCUUUUGGCUAUCUGGGAUUUUGACUCACUUUGUAUGGCCGUCUCCACACCAGCGUUGGGCCAGAGAAAGUUGAAACCAAACACUCACACUGAGACCUUGCAGAGUGACGUGGGAGCGUCUGGACCCGACUGACAACGACCACCGCCCAAUGGGAGAAAAGCCCGGCGACGUCCCUGUAGUCAGACCUGCCUUCGAAGGCGGCGAGGCUGUACAGUGGAUCGCGCCUGCCCGGGAGGGCCAGUUGCCCUGCACGCUAUGUGGGAAGGUGUUCGCUAACCAGUCCAAGUUGCGCCGCCACUGGCUGGUCCACACUGACGCUCGGCCCUUCAUAUGCGCCGACUGCGGUAAGGCUUUCAAGAGCGGCUCGCAGCGAUCGCGGCACCAGCGGAUCCACACCGGCGAGAGGAGCUUCAUCUGCGCCGACUGCGGCAAGGUCUUCGCAAAUUUCUCGCUCCUGCAGGCGCACCGGCGCACCCACACCGGCGAGCCACCCUUCUCCUGCAUUGACUGCGGUAAAGCCUUCAGCCACUCCUCGCAGUUGCAAAGGCACCGGCGCACCCACACCGGCGAGCGGCCCUUCUCCUGCCCGGAAUGCGACAAGACCUUCGGCCACUCUUCGCACCUGCACAGACACCGGCGCACCCACACCGCCGAGCGGCCCUUCUCCUGCCCCGACUGCGGAAAGGCCUUCUUCCGGUCCUCUGACCUGCUGGAGCACCAGAGGGUCCACACUGGGGAGAAGCCCUUCGUCUGCCCCGUAUGCGAGAAGGACUUCGCCCGGUUGUCGCAACUCAGGGCCCACCGGCGAAUCCACACGGGGGAGAGGCCCUACGCCUGUCCUGACUGCGGGAAGAGGUUUAGCAGGGCCUCCAUCUUGUUGCAGCACCGGCAGGUCCACACCGAGGAGCGGCCCUUCCCCUGCCCCGACUGCGGCAAGGCCUUCAAAAGCCCCCUGAACCUGAAGCAGCACCAUGUGAUCCACGCCGGGGAGAGGCCCUUCUCCUGUGCCGUCUGUGGGAAGGCCUUUGCCCGGUACUCCAACCUGCAGGCGCACCGCCGGGUGCACUCCAGAGUGAAGAGGUUCUCCUGCCCCGAGUGUGGCAAGGCUUUUGCGCACACCUCGAAUCUGCUGGCGCACCAGCGCAUCCACACCGGCAAGCGGCCUUUCUCCUGCCCCGACUGCGCCAAGACCUUCAUCUACGCCUCGCACCUGGUGGUGCAUCGGCGCACCCACACCGGCGAGCGGCCCUUCCCCUGCCCCGAAUGCGGCAAGGCCUUCACCCACUCCUCACAUCUGCAGGCCCACCGGAGGAUCCACACCGGGGAGAAGCCCUUCGCCUGCCCCGUCUGCGGGAAGUGCUUCACCCAGUCGUCGCAGCUUCAGACUCACCGACGGACCCACACGGGGGAGAGGCGUUACGCCUGUUCCGACUGCGGCAAGGCCUUCGCCCGCUCCAACAACCUGCGGACGCACCAGCGGGUUCACGCCGAGGAGACGAACUUUCAAGGCCUUCAACUCCUCCCGGCUCCUGCCCCACCGGGCGGCCACGUCAAGGAAAGAACCAUCGCCUUCCGUGAUCGCGAUCUCAGGCGCCCUGCUGGGAAAGACUCCCUUCACAUCAGCGUCACAGAGCGUAAACAGUGUGACGGGAUAGUUGCAUCGAGGUCUUGCGGAAUGAGUCCAGAGCGCCGGUAUCUGACCGACGAUGUCCCCCGCCUGACGGGAGGAAAGCCCGACGAUGCCUUUGCCUCCGAGGGCAGCAGGUGCGUGCGGAGGGACAGACCCCGCCCAGGACGGCCCGUUGCCCGGCAGGCCAUGCAGCGACCGUCCAUCAGGAGCCGUGCGCCGGAGUCGCGUGACGUCACGACGCGGAGCGGGCGGCUGCGGUCACGUGGGCGAUCGAUCCGGCCAACCGGCAGCUGCGGCGGCCGCUUGCUUCCCGAUAUCCGCGGCUCAUCGGUGUCUGAGAGUUUGAGCGGUGGGGUUGCUAUCGAGAAAGUAGAGGGCAAGCAUUUACAUCCGGAAAUGAGCGAGGAGAGCCAGGACCUGACUGACAAUGACCACUGCCUGAGUGAGGAAAAGCCUGACGACGUCCUUGUGGACAUCCCAGCCUCCGAGUGCGUCAAGACUGUGCGAAGGGGCAGACCUGCCGGAGAUGGCCCAAUGCCCUGCACGCUGUGCGGGAAGGUGUUCCCCUACGAGUCCAUGCUGCGGCGCCACUGGCUGGCCCACACCGAGGCCCGGCCCUUCAUCUGCGGCAUCUGCGGCAGGGCCUACAAGAGCAACCAGGACUGCACGCGGCACCAGCGGAUCCACACCGAGGAGAAGAGCGUGGCCUGCCCCGAGUGCGGCCGGGCCUUCACCCACUUCUCGCACCUGCAGGCGCACCGGAGGAUCCACACCGGGGAGAAGCCCUUCUCCUGCCCCGUCUGCGGGAAGUGCUUCACCCAGUCGUCGCAGGUCCAGAGGCACCGGCGGAUUCACACGAAGGAGAGGCGCUUCACCUGCUCCGACUGCGGCGAGGUUUUCACCCGUUCCAACAACCUGCAGAUGCACCGCCGGCCGUCCUCUUUGCGGGACAAACAGAAGGAUGACGCCUCUGGGUGUUUGGAUUGGCGAAUGCGACUGCCAAUCAUCAGCUACGCGCAGGGAUUUGCAGGACGUCACCACGUAGGGAAGGCGUUACUGUCACGUGGGAUGUCGGUUCGGCCAACCGACAGCAGAGGCCUUUGCUUCCCGAUUUUGCGGCUCAUCUGGUCGGCGUUUCCUUACGGAUUCCCCCGCCUUCCACCGCUGGCGAUGGGCGCGAAGCACGAUGACGUCCUUGCGGAUGUCCCGGCCCCCGAGGACGGCCAGGGUGCACUGAGGGCCCGGCCCGAUCGCAAGGGCCCCUUGCCCUGCACGCUGUGUGGGAAGGUGUUCCCCUACGAGUCCGUGCUGCGGCGCCACUGGCUGGCCCACACCGAGGCCCGGCCCUUCAUCUGCGGAGACUGCGGCAAGGCCUACAAGAGCAACCAGGACUGCACGCGGCACCAGCGGAUCCACACCGAGGAGCGAAGCGUGGCCUGCCCCGAGUGCGGCAAGGCCUUCACCCACGUCUCGCACCUGGAGGCCCACAUGCGCACCCACACCGGCGAGCGGCCCUUCCCCUGCCCCGAGUGCGGCAAGGCCUUCCGCCACUCCUCGCACAUGGAGAGGCACCAGCGCACCCACACCGACGAGCGGCCCUUCUCCUGCCCCGACUGCGGCAAGGGGUUCCGGCACUCCUUCCACCUGCAGAGGCACCGGCGCACCCACGCCGUCAGGCAGCCCUUCUCCUGCCCCGACUGCGGCAAGGCCUUCCGCGACUCCUCCCACCUGCUGGAGCACCGGAGGACCCACACCGGGGAGAAGCCCUUCAUCUGCCCCGUCUGCGGGAAGAGCUUCACCCGGUCGACGCAGCUGCAGGACCACCGGCGCACCCACACGGGGGAGAGGCCCUACGCCUGCCCCGACUGCGGCAAGAGCUUCAGCACGUCCUCCAUCCUGCGGCAGCACCGGCAGGUCCACACCGAGGAGCGGCCCUUCCCCUGCCCCGUCUGUGGCAAGGCCUUCAAAAGCCCCCUGAACCUGAAGCAGCACCACGUGAUCCACACCGGGGAGAGGCCCUUCUCCUGCACCGUCUGUGGGAAGGCCUUUGCCCGGCACUGCAACCUGCAGGCCCACCGGCAUGUGCACGGCAGUGUGUAGUGUGUAGCGGGUUGCUCUCCCCAGACUAAGAAUCUGCUGGUACUUUUGCAAGCCUGAGCCACCAGGCAGCUCUUCUGCUGCCCCCCGGGUGGCAAGAGCUUCAUUCACACACCGGGAAAAGCCCUUUGCCUGCUCCAUCUGCGAGAGGUGCUUCGCCCAGUCGUGGUAGGUCCAGAAGCCCUAUACAUGGUUUGUGUUUUGCCCUGGGGUGCCCUUCUGUCUCUGUAUAUAUGUGGUUUGUUCGCUCUCUCUGUGGCCGCAUGGGUUUCCCGUUCAGCUGCUCCGCAGAGGUGUCUGUCGAGGGUCAGAGUCUGCGCGGGGCUGACCGGGCGACGCGGCUGCCGGCCAGCGACCUUCGUGGGGAGCGUGAGAUGGGAUCCGGUCAGGGGACACGGCACAGUGCGGGCCCUGCUGCCCGCGAUGGAUCUAGAAUUCAUUCAGACUGCUAUACAGGCCGAGUGACUGGGUGCAUUUGAAGCGGAAGGUUGACAGCUUCUUAAUGAGCAAGGGCGGGAAAGGUUACGGGAAGAAGGGAGCAGAAUGGGGAUAAUAAAUCAGCCGUGAUGGAAUGAUAGAGCAGGUGUGAUGGGCUGAAUGGCCUAAUUAUUCACCUUAUGGUCUGACAUCCAAUCUCUUCUGCCCAUACAAAAUCCAUACCCCUCUUCCCUGUAAAUCCACGUACCUAAUGGCCUCUGGAACAACUCUGUCAGCUCGCCUGCCAGCGCAGACCCUACACCCACAGCUGUCUGAGAGAAAAAAAACUAUUUGCCUCACUCAUCUCCUUUGAACUUGCCCCCCCCCCCCCAUAACUCCAGGUUAGGGUGAGAGGCAGCUCGGGGCCUUGGACUGGAUAUGUGGUAUGUUAUUUUUUUGCGUGACUUGUUUCUCUUCACUAUUUUGUGUCUGUUUUGCACCUUGGUUCCAGAGGAACACUGUGUCAUUCACCUGUAUCCAUGUCUAGUUGAAUGAUAAUUAAACUUGGUUUGACGUCC